Paramecium tetraurelia is the source of this 1173-nucleotide messenger RNA. RefSeq lists its product as uncharacterized. The record is from RefSeq and is a predicted model, not a curated record. Gene Ontology annotation, biological process: peptidyl-serine phosphorylation; signal transduction; endocytosis. Lineage: Eukaryota; Ciliophora; Oligohymenophorea; Peniculida; Parameciidae. Gene Ontology annotation, cellular component: nucleus; cytoplasm. The transcript has 5 exons. Gene Ontology annotation, molecular function: protein serine/threonine kinase activity; ATP binding.
AUGAGUAUAAUUGAAUUGAGAGUUUGUGGAAGGUAUAAACUGGGCCCAAAGAUAGGAGUUGGCAGCUUUGGUUAAAUCUACCUUGCGAAGAAUGUCCAAUCCAACCAAGAUGUAGCAAUUAAAAUCGAGGAAGUCAAAUCCAAACAUCCCUAGUUAUUAUAUGAAGGCAAGAUUCUGUAAAAUUUGCAAGGAGGAGUGGGUAUCCCAUCUAUGCUAUGGUGCGGUUAGGAAAAUGAUUUCAAUUUCCUCGUUAUGGAUCUUUUGGGACAAAAUCUGGAAGAAUUACUCGUCUUAUGCAAAAGGGCAUUCACACUCAAAACAGUGCUCAUGCUUGCAGAUUAACUGAUAUCCAAUCUAGAAUACAUACAUUUUAAAAAUUAUGUUCAUCGAGACAUUAAACCUGAGAAUUUUCUUAUGGGAUGUGCUAAGAAAUCUCAUAUAGUUUACACAAUAGAUUUCGGACUUUCCAAACGAUACAGAGAUGCUCGAACUCAUGACCACAUUCCUCAGAAAGAAGGAAAGCCUCUUAUUGGAACAGCCCGUUAUGCCAGUAUCAAUACUCACAAGGGAACUGAACAAUCAAGAAGAGAUGACUUAGAGGCUCUAGGCUACAUGCUCAUCUACUUUUUAAAAGGAACAUUGCCUUGGUAAGGAAUUCGAGCCAACAGGAAGGAAGAGAAGUACUAGAAAAUUAUGGAAAAGAAAAUAUCCACUCCAAUUGAUCAAUUAUGCAAGGGUGUUCCUAAUGAAUUUCAAUAAUUCAUGAACUAUGUCAGAAAUCUUAAAUAUGAUGAAAAACCAGACUAUUCUUUUUUGAAAAAGAUCUUCAAAGAGAGAUUUGUCAAGGAAGGUUAUGAAUAUGAUUAUGUCUACGACUGGAUUUUAAUCCCAAUGAGUACUCGCAGUCCAUUUUAUAGCAGUAAAAUACCAUUAACCAUUGAAUUACUUUAGAAUGAAGAGAAAUUUUUAAUCAAAGAAUACGACAAAGAUAGGUUUGGAGAAUCCAAUUUUAGUAACUGGAAUAUGGUUGACGAUUUGGAUCAUAAUUUAGAAGAAUUAGAUCAAUAACCAGAUUAAAAUACUAAACCUGUUGAACAAUAAAAACCAAAGAAAUAAGAAGUGUAACAACCAGUAUAGCAAUAAAAGAAAGACAAAGAUUGUUCAAUAUUCUGA